GUGAGGCAGAAUGUGACAGGCCUGCAGUGGAUGGGCAGUGAAAGCUGGACAACAUUUGUUGUCCUCCAGACUCCCCGCCUCAUGCCAUAUCUGGGUGGAACACUGACCAUGGCCAUCCGCCGAGGAAACAUACCAGGGCUCAAAGACUUCCUGUUACAAAUCCAUCCUGACUUAAACUACAACAACAGCCAUGGAAACAGCAUUGUAAAUCAGUUUUGGGAACACACAUUUCAUUGUAGAUUUGCACCACCUCCAGCAGGUUGGGUGGAAGCUGGGGGAGCAUUAUGCACUGGACAGGAAGAUCUAAAGAGUGUGGAGACUGAGUUCUUUGACAUUUCAGACCUCAGGCCAGAGUAUAAUGUGCACAAGGCUGUAUAUGCUCUGGCAUAUGCCCUUGAUGACAUGCUGCAGUGUGAGCCAGGGAGAGGGCCUUUCAGUGGGAACAGCUGUGCCAGUUUUCAAAGCCUGGAGCCAUGGCAGCCACCCCGGUCAGUGUGCAGUGAGAGCUGUCCUCCAGGUACCCGCAUGGCCAGAAAGAAGGGGCAACCUGAGUGUUGUUUUGACUGCAUCCCUUGUUCUGAGGGAAAGAUCAGCAAUAAAACUGACUCCAUGGAGUGCACCAGUUGUCCAGAGGAUUUCUGGUCCAGUCCCCAGCGUGACCACUGUGUUCCUAAAACAACAGAAUUCCUCUCCUAUCACGAUCCUCUGGGUAUCUUCUUGACAGCCACCUCACUGCUGGGAACAGUUGUCUGUGCUAUUGUCCUUGGGAUCUUCAUCUAUCAUCGCAGCACACCUAUAGGACAAUUUCAUCUAAAUGGGAUGCACAAAGCAGGAGAUGUUAUUCUUGGUGGGCUGUUUGACAUCCACUUCUUUUCUACUCAUCCUGACCUGUCUUUUACCUCAGAGCCAAGACAGCCUACUUGUCAUGGUUUUGAUGUUGUAGGUUGUAGGCUGGCCCUGACCAUGGCCUUUACCAUUGAUGAGAUCAACAGAAACUCCAACCUGAUACCUAAUGUGACCCUGGGAUACAGUCUGUAUGAUAACUGCAACAAACUAGGUGUUGCAUUCCGUUCAGGAUUAUCAUUACUCAGUGGUCAAGAGGAGCAAGUCAUAUUACAUGAGACCUGUAUAGGAACCCCUCCAGUCCUAGGAAUUGUGGGUGAUUCCUCCUCUACACGCUCUAUUGCCAUCUCCACUGUCUUAGGUUUGUACAGAGUGCCUUUGGUGAGUUAUUUUGCCACAUGUUCCUGCCUGAGUGACCGGCAAAGGUUUCCAUCCUUCUUUAGGACAAUCCCAAGUGAUGCUUUCCAGGUGCGUGCUAUGAUUCAAAUUCUAAAACACUUUGGCUGGACUUGGGCAGGUCUGCUGAUCUGUGAUGAUGACUAUGGACUCAACGCUGCCCGAUCCUUCCAAUCUGACCUGGGUCCAUCUGGUGGAGGUUGUCUGGCCUACACAGAGAUUUUGCCCUGGGGAAAUGACCCAUCUGAACUAAAGAGGAUUGUGGAUGUGAUGAAGAAAUCCACAGCUCGUGUGGUCAUUGUGUUAGCAUAUGAGAGUCACAUGAUUAACCUCAUGGAAGAGGUGGCGAGGCAGAACCUGACAGGCCUGCAGUGGAUGGCCAGCGAAGGUUGGACAUCAGCUGCUACACUCCAGACCCCCCGCCUCAUGCCGUACCUGGGUGGAACACUGGGCAUUGCCAUCCGUCGAGGAGAAAUACCAGGGCUCAAAGACUUCCUGUUACAAAUACGUCCUGACCUACACCACAACAACAGCUAUGGAAAUAACAUGGUAAAUCAGUUUUGGGAAUACAUAUUUCAGUGUAGAUUUGCACCACCUCCAGCAGGUUGGGUGGAAGCUGGAGGAGCAUUAUGCACUGGACAGGAAGAUAUAGAGAAUGUGGUGACUGAGUUCUUGGACAUUUUAAAUCUCAGGGCAGAGUACAAUGUUUAUAAGGCUGUAUAUGCUCUGGCAUAUGCCCUUGAUGACAUGCUGCGCUGUGAGCCUGGGAGAGGGCCUUUCAGUGGGCACAGCUGUGGAAAUUUGCAAAGACUGGAGCCAUGGCAGUUUGUAUAUUACUUGGAAAAAGUCAACUUCACCACAUCAUCUGGCGAUCAAGUGUCAUUUGAUGAGAAUGGUGAUGUUUUACCAAUAUACGAUAUCAUGAACUGGCAGUGGCUUCCUGAUGGAAGAACUAAACUUCAGACUGUGGGUGAGGUUAAGAAGUCAGCCUUCAAAGGUGAAGAACUCACACUUGAUGAAGACAAAAUCUUCUGGAACUUUGAAUCCAAACAGCCACCACGGUCAGUGUGCAGUGAGAGCUGUCCUCCAGGUACCCGCAUAGCCAGAAAGAAGGGGGAACCUAAAUGUUGUUUUGACUGCAUCCCUUGCUCUGAGGGAAAGAUCAGCAAUAAGACUGACUCCAUGGAGUGCAGCAGUUGUCCAGAGGAUUUCUGGUCCAGUCCCCAGCGUGACCACUGUGUUCCUAAAACAACAGAAUUCCUCUCCUAUCAUGAGCCUCUGGGAAUCUUCUUGACAGCCACCUCACUGGUGGGAACAUUUGUCUGUGCUAUUGUUGUUGGGAUCUAUAUCUAUCAUCGCAGCACACCUAUAGUACGUGCCAACAAUUCUGAACUUAGUUUCCAGCUGUUGUUGUCACUUAAACUAUGUUUCCUAUGUUCGCUGUUAUUUAUCGGCCGUCCCACAGUAUGGACAUGCCAGCUGAGACAUGCAGCAUUUGGGAUCAGCUUUGUGCUUUGUGUCUCAUGUAUCCUGGUGAAAACCAUGGUGGUUCUGGCUGUGUUCAAGGCCUCCAAGCCAGGAGGUGAAACCACUCUGAAGUGGUUUGGUGUUUUACAGCAGAGAGGGACAGUUCUUGUUCUUACUUCUAUUCAAGCCACAAUCUGUACUGCCUGGCUUCUCUCUUCCUCACCAACACCUCAUAAAAACUUGCAAUACCACAUUGACAAGAUAAUUUAUGAGUGUGUAGUUGGGUCCACAGUUGGUUUUGCAGUGUUACUUGGUUAUAUUGGUUUAUUGGCUAUCCUCAGUUUCCUGUUAGCAUUUCUGGCAAGGAAUCUUCCAGACAACUUCAAUGAGGCCAAGCUCAUAACUUUCAGCAUGCUGAUCUUCUGUACUGUGUGGGUGGCAUUUGUCCCUGCUUAUAUUAGCUCACCAGGCAAAUAUGCAGAUGCAGUGGAGGUAUUUGCCAUCCUGGCCUCCAGUUUUGGCCUCUUGGUGGCACUGUUUGGACCUAAGUGUUAUAUAAUCUUGCUGAGACCAGAGAGGAACACAAAGAAAGCUAUCAUGGGCCGAGGCAUCAAGUCAUAAAAUUAUACAAGUCCCCCAUCUUAACUGCCAGUGGAGGUUCUUAGUCCCUCCUCUCUGAUAUGACCCAUAGGAGUGUAUGUUUGACAGGACAUACUAUGAUUAACUGUUAAAAAUCAAUUUUGACAAUAAAAAGCUCACCUUUU
Lates calcarifer (barramundi perch) is the source of this 3470-nucleotide messenger RNA. Its product is annotated as extracellular calcium-sensing receptor-like. Gene Ontology annotation, biological process: G protein-coupled receptor signaling pathway. Gene Ontology annotation, molecular function: G protein-coupled receptor activity. The record is from RefSeq and is a predicted model, not a curated record. The transcript has 13 exons. The coding region runs from base 31 to 3327 and encodes 1098 amino acids. NCBI's taxonomy places the organism in Eukaryota, Metazoa, Chordata, Actinopteri, Centropomidae. Gene Ontology annotation, cellular component: membrane.